AUGUAUCGCGAGUCCGACUAUGAUAUUCCCCUUACAAAUGAUGUUCCUGCCCUGGCCGAUAGCAUGACGAAGUAUGUGCAUCGCGAGGUAACUUUUCAGAUCGGUGGACAUGUCGAACGAAUUGAAGAGAGGCUGGAUACCCAAAGUAGUGACAUUAAUGCUCUACAACAGGAUAGUGCCAAGAAUGCGCGUAUUUUGAAGAAUGAAACCGUUGUGGCUGUGGAGCACAAUUUUAAUCAAAAGGUUGACAAAUUGGAAGAGGAGUAUACUAAGAAGCAUGAAAAGCUGAAGGAAGAUAUGCAGGGCAUAGUGGACCAAACAGUUAACUCAGCAAUCGAUGACCUUCGAAAAACUUUGCAAGCACAAAGCACACAGGCCACACAGCCACCGACGCGAUUGCCACAAGCCGCCGUACAAGCCCAUGAGAAGCGGACAGACGACAGGGGACCUCAGCACCCAAAGCCGCAGGCCCAAAGGAAAUCGCAACUUCCGCCCGACAGCAAAGAGCCUUCUACCCAGUCUAGACUGCAAAUUCGCCCAAGAGAAGGAUCCUCCAAUAAAGAUCUAUCUACCCAAUCUAGACUUCCCAAACCCUCUCUACCCAUGCGGAUACUAUCCUCUGGUAGUGAUUCAUCUACCCAACGUAGAUCACCCUCUCUGCCUAUUCGUCCAAAAGGCCUUAAUCAAGAAACCACACUCAUGCGAGGAUCUACCCAACGUAGAUCACCCUCUCAGCCUAUUCGCCCAAAAGGUCUUAAUCAAGAGACCGCACUCCGUAACCACCCAGAAACGUUAGAUGUAGCUAUGUUCAAACAGUAUCUGGCUCAUGAAAACCUUCACCUCAAAAUUUGCACAAUUUUACCUCCGAUACAGGCUGCUUGCCGUGCCUACCUCGCGUGCAAAACCUCCCAAUCUAAGGAUAGAAAGCAUCACCUAGCCGGGUGGCGUCAAUACCUGAUGAACCAGCCAGCCUCCUUGAUCUCUCUUCAAGCCGCUGUCCGCGGCUGGUCAGCUGUCCUUCGGACUGCUCUUACAUGCCGAUCCAAGGCUAGGAAGCAGCGUCAGCUGGCCGAAUGGCGCCAAUACCUGAUAGCCGGGCCAGCCCUUUUAAUUUCCCUUCAAACCACCAUCCGCGGCUGGCCUGGUAGCCUCAUCUUCCUUCAAGCAGUCCUCUGGACCGCUCUUAUGUGCCAGUCCUUGGGUAGAAAGCAGCAUCAGCUGGCCCAAUGGCGUCAACACCCGGUGGCCCAAUCGGCCCUAAUCCCGCUUCAAACUGCCAUUCGUGGCCGAUUAGCAAGAUUUGCCAAUGACGGAAGGCGACAUCAACUUGGUGAUUUGUGCCGUUACUUAGUCGAUAAUCCGGCGAGUCUCGUCUCCCUUCAAGCAACUCUCCGGACCGCUCUUAUGCGCCAAUCCAUGGAUAGAAAACAGCGGCAGCUGACCCAGUGGCGUCAAUAUCUAAUAGCCCAACCAGGUUUCUUGACAUCCUUUCAAACUGCCAUCCACGGUUGGUUAGCAAGAUCUGCCAGUGAGAGAAAGUUGGGUGACUGGCGUCGUUAUUCGGUUAGGCUCGACUUCCUUGUCUCCUUUCAAGCCGUUCUCCGGACUGCUCUCACACGACGCCGAUUCCAACGUUUGCGCCUCAAAUUCAUACCAGUCCACCUUUUUCACUUCUCUGCCAUCAUUCAAGAAGCUCUCCGUGGAAAUCAAGUUGGACAAUUCACCAGCCUUCUAUUUCUGCUUUUCCCCUAUGUAGAACGAUAUUUGCGAAUGAGAGCAGAAGCAUAUCUUUGGUGCUUUAUCAUUGCUGUUUGGGGUCUAAAGUCUUAUAUACAGGUGUCCAUCUGUCAUAUUUGGAGCAGCAUAUGUGUAUGGGGCUUUUACUGUCCUACCGCUCCCAUGAUGGAUAUUUUUCGAAAACCAUACUUUGGAAGGACGACUCCAUCUCGACUUAGUUUGGGAGGCUUUGCUAUCAUUUUCACCCUCUUUUGGUUUACCCUCUGGUAUCAAACGAAAUCUAGGAGGAGGGCUGCGCGCUUCUCGUUGGGCCAUUUGCCACGUUACACGUACUUAACGCUGGCACCUGAGUUGAUCGAUGUGUCGCUUUCUUCCUAUAGUAAGAGGCUCUCACCUAUCGACCCAACGCCCAUCAAUGUCGCCAUCGCUGGAAGGCGAAAGGUCGACGGCGGAUUUGAGGAGAUGGCGAAGGUCAUGAUGCGACCUUGCGGUCUUUGGUUUUGCUACAGGGAUACUCUUUUUGGAACUGGACUACGUACACCGUGCGACAUCCAAGAGCUGGAAUUCCGUAAACCUCUUGACGGUGGCGCGUGGAAGACUCAGGAAGUCGUAACACGGUACAACAUUCCCGAACCUGAGGUGGCAGAACCAGCCACUGUCUAUAAUACAGUGAUCUACUCUCCUCUCAGGGCAUCUGUAGCCGAAGGCCGUCCAACCCCCUCAAUCUCCUCCAGAUUUUUUGAUGACACAACCCCGAAAAUCCUUCAAAAAUACAUAUAUCUUGCUGCCUCCGUUGUUGCCCUCCUUCUUGCGGCGUACUGUCUCAGUAAGCUAUUUUCUGCUGUCCGAGAAGAUGUGUUAAGCCUAGCAGCCGAGUAUUCCUUCUGGUUGAAAUUAUUCGCUGAAGUGAUGGCCGAUUGGUGUAACAUUUUUGUCGAGAAGAUCACCUGGAAAACCACGGCAUUUUUGCUCGUCAUCCUUUCAGCCGCCCCUUUCCUAGUGGCUCAGUAA
Messenger RNA from Laccaria bicolor S238N-H82, 2748 nucleotides. RefSeq lists its product as uncharacterized. NCBI's taxonomy places the organism in Eukaryota, Fungi, Basidiomycota, Agaricomycetes, Agaricales, Hydnangiaceae. Gene Ontology annotation, molecular function: protein binding. The record is from RefSeq and is a predicted model, not a curated record. The transcript has 16 exons. Bases 1 to 2748 code for a protein of 915 amino acids.